ACACGAACCAACAGAAGACAUAUGACUCCAGAUAGUCGAAGUCUAAAGAGGAAGUAGGCCUCUGAAUAAGGGAAUUAGACUAGCGCUUAAAGAACAUACGAGGAUACAAUCUACUUCGACAAUAAGAAGAAUUAGCAAUAUUUGUAUUGUUCUGAAUCGGUCCGAUUAAUUGCGUGUACCAAACAUUUAUUUUCCAAACUAACCAGCCGUAAUUACACGAUGACACUAAUAGACGAUGAAAUAGAAGAGGUAUCGCGGCUAUGUCAAAAUGUUAUUUCUAAUUCAAAACUUAUCACAUGCCAGAACACUUUGGUUCGCGUGGAUGUUGAACAAUCACGUAUAAGACGAUUAACCAUAUGCAUUCGAUUUCCAGAUAACUAUCCAAAAAACAAGCUUCUGCUGGAGUUUAAGAGCAAAACCUUGUCAAGUGCAUUUUUAGAUAAAUUUAAUAACUUAUGUGACACGAUGCUAAACGAUGCAGAAGGAAAGCCACAAAUUAUGUGGGUAUUGAAAUUUAUCAGCGAAUAUUUAUCAGCAAAUCCACUGUGCAUUGUUUUGGAUGAAGUACAGCAGAUAAAGCAGCUGCUCUCUAACUUUGGUCACCUUAGGGUUAAGCAACGAUCCUGCACUAUUGACUUAAUAAUACGUGCCGAGGAAUACUUCUACCAAGCCAAAUUUAAGGUUCCCAAAGAUUAUCCAAUCGAACGAGUUGUGUGGAAUGACUGUGAAUGUAACCUUCCGCAAGCUUUAGUGUUAUUUAUUAACGGACAAGCACAGGAAAUAGCUAGGCGUUGCGUAGAACCACCAUUAGCAGGAGUUAAUACUAACCUAUACUUUAAGCCUAAACGGAGCCUGUACAGAUGUUUGGCAUUUGUCAUAACGACUGUACGGAACAUCCUUCAAGAAAAAUGCCCUGUUUGUGGGCAACGUUGUCUGCCGGACAACCCAUCCGAUAAUAUCACACGAGAUACCGACGACUUAUUUUUAAUACGCAUGUUUUGCGGUCAUAUAUAUCAUCAGAGUUGCUUAAAACGUUUCAUGAGCGAACCACCAUUUCCUAUUGGCGGAAAAACUUGUCCCGCGCUAACGAAUCAUAGGAAUGAUGACCUGACAAUCACUGAUGACGAAAUAAGCUUACCAAAGCGGUCUCCAUCCAACCCACCAUUGUCUUUAGCUGCCGUUUGCGGCCAAAAAGUAUCACACGAUAAAUGGGGCCUGAAUAACGUAAAAUCAGCUGAAACCAAAUGGGCUCACCGUCAAGCAAAAAUAAGAGAACUUGAAGAAGUGAAAGAUUUCUUACAAUGAAUCCGGUUUAAUUUUUCUGGGCACACUCCAGAAUUUCUGUUAAAUGUUCUUCGUUUUGUAUUUAUACAUUGAUGUCAGUUCAUUGAUAUGCAUCCCAUUACACGUAUUACAUGUAUUAGAAUGCAAUAUUUUUCAUACAU
Messenger RNA from Anopheles funestus (African malaria mosquito), 1445 nucleotides. RefSeq lists its product as uncharacterized. The record is from RefSeq and is a predicted model, not a curated record. The coding region runs from base 220 to 1305 and encodes 361 amino acids. NCBI's taxonomy places the organism in Eukaryota, Metazoa, Arthropoda, Insecta, Diptera, Culicidae. The transcript has 3 exons. Gene Ontology annotation, molecular function: protein binding.